ACCUAAAAUCACACGUGUCUAGCAACGACCCCGGCCAUUCCCAGCUACGUCAAAUUGUACGUUGGAACAAUUCUGCACGCGUCAACACCGAACCGGGCAAUCUCGUGCUAAACGUGCAACGGAGGAAGCAGGCUUUUAGCAAUCAAGCUUUUUUACUUAUUUUGGCUUAGGAUAAGCUCAAUCUGAGAAGAUCAAAUCAACAUUUCACUAGCAUCACAGAUUCACAAGUUGUCAGAAAAGGGCAUAUUCCUUUGUUUCCCAGUUCAUAAUUUGGAUCUGAUCGUCAGCUAAAUCAGUCAAUUAUCGAAGGAAUCAAUCGCAGUCAUGGCGACUCCAGAGUUUCUGCAAAGAGAAGCCGACCUUCUCCUUUCAUCUCCCUUGAUUGAGCUUCGUAAAGUGUCAUGUGGAUAAAAUUAUGCCCUUUUGAGAAAAUUCAAAGCUUUCCCUUCUGGGAAAAUUCGGUGAUGUUUGUUUUACAUUUUCGGCAGGAGAAAAUGGAAGAUCCCGUGGGCUCAUGAUUGAGAAGAAGAUUGAGCUUCUCGAGACCUUGACCGGAAAAGUUACAAAUCGACGUUCUCGGAGAUGGCUAAAUGAUCGUUUGUUGAUGGAACUUGUUCCCCGCUUGAGUGCAGAAGAAAUCAGAGGCUUAUUUGCUCCGCCACCAUGGGGUGAUGAUGUGCCACCAUCAGCAUUUUGCAUGACUAACAUUGGAGAAUGGGACAAGUUUAGGAAUAUAGACAUGGAUAAAGAGGCAAAUAUUAUUGGUGCCUUCAGUAACUUAUCUACGAAGAAGAAAUUUCAUGGUGAUGGUGAUAAGAUGGCUGUCUUGAAUGCAUGGCAAAGAAUUGAUUGUCGAACAAGGGAGGCACUACGACGUAGCUUUCUUUCAGAGCUUAUUGCAGGCUACGAGGAUUGCAUAAGAACCUUCAUCAAGGAAAGUGGAGAUGGAGAUGUCCUUGAAUUACAGGUCCAAGAUCCUUUCCAUAGAUUAUUGCUGCAUGGUGUCUGUGAGUUCUACAACUUGGUCUCAGUAACAGUUACACAGUCAAAGGAUGCAAAGUCACUGAAGGUGACAAGGAUAAAGAGGAAGAAGACGGGUGUGGUUGAGCUUCCGAAUAUCACGUUGUCCCAUUUCCUGAAAAUGUCAAAGGAGGGCAUUUGGUAGUUCUAUGGGCAGGAAUUCUCAUCCAUGUUGAUAAAUAAAAAUUAGUUUGCAAUGCUGCAUUCUAACUUAAUGUAUCUUGAUGAAGUAAUUCAUUUGCCUUUAGUCAUCACCUGUACAAAGCUAGGGUGGCGAAAUUUAUAAUUUCUUCCAGUCAACAAAACUGGUUGAUUGCAAGUUUAGGGUCUAGUUAAGAAACGUGAUUCCUUCAAACUCUUGUUGUACUUUAUAUGGAUAGUCUCGUAUUUCUAUUCCUUAUCAACAGCUACCACUUUUCUGUGUUUGAGUGUUUA
Molecule: messenger RNA, 1455 nt
Organism: Theobroma cacao (cacao)
Lineage: Eukaryota; Viridiplantae; Streptophyta; Magnoliopsida; Malvales; Malvaceae
Product: R3H domain protein
Molecular function (GO): nucleic acid binding
Source: RefSeq, a predicted model, not a curated record